CUGUUUGGGGCCCCGUGAAAUUGCCGAUGCCCGGCUUUGCGGGGAACGCGGCAGCUUACUUAAAUAGGUAAUCGGGCCGCUUACCCAAUCGGUACUCCCGACAGGCACUGGCAGGUAUAUUAAACAGACAAGACCGACCCUAUCUGGGAGCAUCGCAGGAGAUGUCCACACCUCGUGUAUCUUAGAGAAGCCAGAUACCAUUUCGAUGUCCAAAUUCCUUUCAAAAACGGCCAUCCGGGCCGCGUCCACCUCGAGUUCAGCCUCGCAGAUGACCAAGGCCGCAGGCGAUAUCUCCAGUGUCUUUCCUAGUCUAAGACCAGAUUAUAAGCCGGAGCCACUACCCUCGCGGUUCAAAGACCUGAAGCUUCGAUACUUCGAGCAGAAUGAAGAGGCAUUGAAGCAAAGCUGGAAGAGACUUCUUCCUAGCAUGGAGGAGGAAGUACACAAGAUCAAGUCCAAGGGCAGCGAUAUCAUUUCGUCAGUGAAAUACUCCGAUGUGAUUAAUGGCACUGUGCCAGACCAUGUCCUUGCCGAGAUCCGUCACCGGGGAUCCGUGGUGAUCAGAAAUGUGGUGUCUCGAGAGAAAGCCCUGGAAUUGAAGGAAAGGAUCAAGGACUACGCUGCUGCCAACAAAGAGCGCGUGAAAGCCUUCCCGCCUGACUCUCCAGCAGUAUACGAGCUGUACUGGACUCCAUCCCAAGCAGAGGCACGAGCACAUCCGAACCUGCUCGAUACACAGCGCUUCCUACAGCGCCUAUGGCAUUCGUCGGAUCCCAAAACACCCAUCUCCACCCGAAACCCCUUGACCUACGCAGACCGACUUCGCAUUAGACAACCCGGGGAUUCCAAAUUCACCCUUGGCCCUCACAUGGACGGUGGCUCACUCGAGCGAUGGGAAGAUCCCGAAUAUUCCAAGGUCUACACAAAGAUCCUCGAGGGUAAUUGGGAGAAUUACGAUCCAUGGGACGCUAAGCACCGCGUCUCAGCCAAGAUGGACUUGUACAACGGAGCCGGUGCCUGUUCUAUGUUGAGGUUCUUUCAAGGGUGGCUGUCCAUGUCCAACACAGCUCCCGGCGAAGGCUCAUUACAUGUUUGCCCCAUGCUCAUCCACAGCACAGCUUACGCCAUCCUGCGGCCAUUCUUCAACACUGAAACCCUGCAACCCGCACUGGACAACACAUUCCCGGGCUCCGUACCCGGUGCAUGCCAAGAAUACAACCCAAUCACUCACCCUCACAUGGAACUCGAAACCACAAUGGUCUCCGUCCCCGAGGUGGAACCAGGUGACUUCGUCGCCUGGCAUUGCGAUUCCCUGCACUCCGUCGACAAGGAACAUCGCGGCACGGGCGACUCUAGUGUCCUCUACAUUCCUGCCACGCCGAUGUGCGAUAUGAACGUUGAAUACCUGCUCAAGCAGCGACAGGCAGCGCUUGCUUACUCGCCGCCCUGGGACUUCCCUGGUGCGGGAGGUCCCGGCGAGAUGGGAUUCCAAGGAGCCUUGGACUGGAACUCGGUUAACGUUGAGGGUCUGCGCGCCAUGGGGAUGGGUAAUCAGCCUUGGGAGAUCACCGAUGAUAUGAGUGAGGGAGAAAAGGUGGUGAUUGAAGCCGCCAACAAGGCCUGCUUCGGUCAAGCAUAGUAAUUCUUUUUCAUCGCAUAUGACACUCAAAGUCAAUGCAAUGUAUUUUUAUAGCUAGGGGAGUAAAUUUCAUUCCUGCUUCUUUAUCC
Messenger RNA from Aspergillus sclerotioniger CBS 115572, 1728 nucleotides. RefSeq names its product DUF1479 domain-containing protein. The record is from RefSeq and is a predicted model, not a curated record. The transcript is spliced from 2 exons. The coding region runs from base 206 to 1639 and encodes 477 amino acids. NCBI's taxonomy places the organism in Eukaryota, Fungi, Ascomycota, Eurotiomycetes, Eurotiales, Aspergillaceae.